GAGAAGGGUAGGUUUUCGCUUGUUUCGGGUUAUCAUAGAGGUUUUGUCUGGGUUUUUGAGGAAGAUUUGAGAGAUGAUCGGAUGGGAAAACACGAGGAGUGCCUUAGGAAAGCUGGAAGAAUUGUUAACAUGCAAAGUUUGUGCCAAUCUUGUGUCUGAUCCUUGUUCUCUUGAAGCUUGUGACCACAUUUUCUGUCGUAACUGUGUAGAAAAAUUGGUUGGGGCUGAUUCAAAAUGCCCAGAAUGUGGAGCAUUUGCUUGGGUGAAGAACUUGAAAACCAACCGUCAACUUGCCAACACUGUCAGCAUGUGUACAAAGAUAAGAAAGCUUGUUGGAUCAGAUGAUCAUGAUAAGAGUAGUAGUGGUGAUGAUGAUAACAAUGUCAAAUGCAUCUCAGACUUAAAUAACAAACCAGAAAUUAAAACAAUUUGGGAGGAAACACAGUCAGUGUUUGAUCAAGAAGCUGAUUCUUAUCAAUUCUCAACACCUGAAAUUGUCAUCCCUGCUAAGGUAACAAACAAAUGUGAUGUUGCCCUGCAGGAAAUAUCACGUAACAACAAGAAACAAUCUAAGGAACCCACUCAGACAAAGAAUCUCAGCAGGAAAACACAGACGAACACUGCAGCAAAAAGGGAUAAUAAUGGGAAAGAAUUUACAAAACAAGGUCUCUGCAGGGAGCUUGGUGAACAGGACAGUGAAACAUGUCCUGCAAAUGAGAUCCUAGCAAGUGGACAGGGAUUCAAAGAAAUUGUUGAAACUUCAUUGUCAGGUAGUUCAAAAGAUGAGAUAAGAACACAAGCAAAGAAAAAAUGUUUUGGAAAACAUUUAAAGAAAACAAGAUUAAUAAAGAAAACAUGUCCAGUUGUCACAGAAAAUGAUGUUCAUGAAAAUAAAGGACAGACUGAUCACAUGUUAACAGAAAAUAUUGUCACUGAACAGUUUGAAGUUACAGAUGAGGGGGGAAACAAUACUGAUAAAGAAAAAUACAAAGAUAACCCUGACACAGGAUGUUUUACAAGGCUAAGAUCAAAAGGUCCACUUACUUCUGAUGGCUCAGUUAUGAUGCAAAAUGAGGGACCUUUACAUAAAGGGAGUCCUAAAGCUGUAGAAAGCACUCCAAGGACAAGGGCUCAAAAGAGGAACUUGAGAGGAACACCACAGAGUUCUUCACUUUGGACCCUGCCUCAGAAUGAGCUGCAAAAAAAUCUUACAAAUGAAAGAAUCCACAAUGAGCAGGUGCUUAUGAAAAAGAAAAAGACAGAGGCUACCAAAGAAAUUCCUUUGAAGUCCCAAGGAAAUAGGAAAAGAAAAAUGUCAGAGCAGACUUUAAGCAGCCCAAAGAAUUGUAUUCUCUGUCCCCCUGAAGUCAAGAGAAAUAAACGUGGAGAGACACCUCUUCAUGUGGCUGCCAUUAAGGGCUGUGUGGAAACCGUGAGAAAGUUACUUGCAGGAGGAGCAAAUCCUAACACCAAAGAUCAUGCUGGCUGGACUCCUCUGCAUGAAGCCUGUAACCAUGGCUAUCUUACCAUCACUGAACUUCUGUUGGAACAUGGUGCAAUGAUUAACACUCCUGGAGGAUUUGAUCAUGAUACACCUCUGCAUGAUGCUGUCACCAAUGGGAGAGUGGAAGUAGUGAGUCUGUUGAUCUCCAGAGGAGCUGCUCUUAAUGUCAGAAACAAACAGGGACUCCUUCCAAUAGACUAUGCAGCCACUGAAGAAAUGGUGUCCAUUUUAUCAACAUCAUCUCCCAAUAAGGAAAUUGACUCCUCAACAACAGUACCAUCACUUCCAGACAUGAAGGGUUCAUCAGACUCCCCUAAGGUGUUACUUGCAACUGGCCUUAGCUCAGAACAAAAGGUAAAUAUACAAAAAUGUGCGAGGAUUCUCAAUGCAAGUAUUGUCAGCCAAUUUUCUCUGUCUGUGACACACAUUGUGACAGCAACCAACAACAAAGGAGUUUGCCCAAGGACACUGAAGUAUUUGAAUGGUGUGUUGACUGGAAAAUGGAUUGUGAAGUAUCAAUGGAUACUGAAAAGCUUGCAGAGAAAAACCUGGGUAGAUGAAACACCUUUUGAGGUUAAGGGUACCAAUGAUGCCAUGAUGGAUGCACCUAAAAGAGCUCGCAUCAAUUCUCUGAAGCAGCUUCCUGGUUUGUUUGAUGGAUGCCAGUUUUUCUUCAAUGGUGAAUUUAUCCCUCCUCAACCUUCAAAAGAGGAUCUAGUACAGUUGGUCAAAUAUGGUGGAGGCAGAAUCUUAUCUCGUGAACCAAAACCAGAUAUUGAUGAAUCUCUCUGCUUACCUAGAACUCCUGAAUCUAACAAGGCCUCUGUCACCUUAGCCCCUGUUGCUUACCAUGCAAAUCCAGACACUAAACAUUACAGAUGCACUCAAUUCAUCAUCUAUGAUUCACUGGCAGAAAAGAAGCCUCACAUCUGGGACACCGGGUCAGUUUGUAGCAUGCCCUCGACAUGGCUUAUGGACUGUGCUUCAAACUUUCAAAUACUGACUUUAGAGUGAGACUGUAAUGCCUGUAUGGUGUUCAUUGACUUCAUUAGGCAGAACAGAUCUGAUGAUUCUUCAGCUACUGCCCAGAAUUCUCCUGCUAAAUUUUGAUAACCUGAGCUGCUAGCUAUUCAAAUGUGGAGAAUAUUCUUGUUACUUACUGCUACACCCAGGUUGUUUUAACCCUUUAACUCCCAUCAGUGACCAAGACAGAAUUUCUCCUUACAAUAUAAAUACAAUGGCAAGCAGACAACUGAUGAGAAUAAAGAAAAAAAUCUUAAUUUGGGAUUAGUUGAUCCAAUACCAAAUUCUCCAAACUAACAUCAAAAGAACUAUAUUGCAGACAGUAAGGAGAAUUACUCAUGAGAUCUUGGGAGUUAAAGGGUUAACACCUUAAUUGAGAAGAAUGAUCUGACCUCUGCCUAUAAUGACUCCACAUCAAACAUUUUUUCUAGAAAUAUUGUAUUUAAUAUUUUCAAAUUUCUAAUGCAACUAUUUAACAAUGCUAUUUGUCAGAGUUUUCAUUAAAAAGCAUUUAAGUCUUAUCUAAGCAACCACUAAUAUGCAAAUGAGGCAUAUGGUGCAUUCUUGUGUAGUGAACCCACAAUUUUUUUUGUUUUUGUCAAAGCCCUUAAACCUCAGAAAGAGAAAAAUAUGUAACUUCUCAUCUCAAUUUCAAUACAUAUCCACCAAAAAAGUGAAGAGAAAAUGCCAUUUCAUUUUCUAGAGGAUCAUAUGGUAAUGUAACAACAAAUUGGCGCAGUUAUUUUACAAAGAACUGUAUAUUCACCAGAAAGAAGAACCGCAGUGACUUUAUCAGAUCUUAGGGGUUACAGGGUUGAAACAGUGUGGCUUCUUUAAUGUUAACUUUUGAAAAAAGUUAGGUAUUGAUUAUAACCCUUCAUGUACUGCCUUUCCUUUGAUUCAUCAUUCAAACUGAAAAAAAAACUCUAAAACAAAUGUUAUAUAAAAAAUUUAGAGGACAUACAGAAGAUACUGGUAUAUACACUGUUAACAGUUACAAACAAUAUGUGGUUUGGUUAUCUUGUGAAAAAUACAUCUUCUUUGGAGGAAAAUGCUAUUUAAUUAAAGUAAAAAUAAGGCAAAUAAUUAAUUAGCAUUCAUACUGUCUAUUCUGACAAACAAAAGGCAUAAAAAAUGAAAAUGAGCUCUUUGUAUAAACAUCCUCCUUUAGACACCUUGUAAUGAUAAGCAUACAAAAAUCUAUGCCAUGCCAAAAGAAAUGUACCCAUUAACUAGCUACCCUUAACAAAUGCCAUGAAAAACAACUUUAGAAAAAUGUCAAAAAUAAAACACGUUAGCAUCAAAUAAA
Pocillopora verrucosa is the source of this 3836-nucleotide messenger RNA. RefSeq names its product BRCA1-associated RING domain protein 1-like. Gene Ontology annotation, biological process: protein K6-linked ubiquitination. Gene Ontology annotation, molecular function: ubiquitin-protein transferase activity; protein binding. Gene Ontology annotation, cellular component: BRCA1-A complex; BRCA1-BARD1 complex. Lineage: Eukaryota; Metazoa; Cnidaria; Anthozoa; Scleractinia; Pocilloporidae. The record is from RefSeq and is a predicted model, not a curated record.